Molecule: messenger RNA, 2023 nt
Organism: Penaeus indicus
Lineage: Eukaryota; Metazoa; Arthropoda; Malacostraca; Decapoda; Penaeidae
Product: prenylcysteine oxidase 1-like
Exons: 7
Coding region: 125-1630 (501 amino acids)
Biological process (GO): prenylated protein catabolic process; prenylcysteine catabolic process
Molecular function (GO): prenylcysteine oxidase activity
Source: RefSeq, a predicted model, not a curated record
CCAGAAAAUCCCGAGUUGGCAACCUCUUGAGCGGAUCAAUCUUCGCGGUAAAGAACUUCAACCAAAACGUCUUUUUUCCUCCAUAUUUAUUCGCCUCUGAGAUUAUUCGAAGAAACACACAAAGAUGUUUUGGGCACGAAGACUCAUGACAUUAUGCAUUCUGCGCCAAGUGUCGUCAUGGAGUCAUGAGCCAGCCCAUAAUGACGCAUCUCAACCUGCAAGAAUAGCUGUUAUUGGAGGAGGCAUUGGAGGAACAGCAACCGCAUAUUUCCUGCAACAGCAUUUCGGAGAUGACCUUGUCCUAGAUUUGUACGAACAUCAUACAGUCGGUGGGCGUUUGGCUGUCCUUGAUAUAGCCGGACACAGUUAUGAGGUCGGUGGCAGUGUUAUUCAUCCAGGGAACCGAUACAUGGUGGAGUUUGCCGAGAAAUUUGGCCUUCCUAAAAAAGAACAUUGCUCUGACAGUCCGUUUGGACUCUUCGACGGGGAGAAGUACAUGUUCAGAGGAAGCUCCUGGUCCAUUGUGAAUAUCAUGAAAUUGUUCUGGAGGUACGGGAGAACCUUGCUCACACUCCGAAGUGAGCUCAAGGAGACACUGACGAAGUUUGAUAGGAUCUACCAUCUCCAGGCUGAAGGCCAAGCGUUUUCCAGUGUAAGCGAUUUACUUCAUGCUCUAGACCCAAGUUUCGUCGAGAUGACACGUGUUUCAGUGCGUGAUUGGUUUAAAAAGCUAGGCAUCCAAGACCUCGUUAUAGAUGAGUUAGUGACAGCAGUAACAAAUUGCAACUAUGGACAGACUGCAGACAUGCAUGCCUUUGUUGGAGCAAUAGCUGUAGCUGGAGCAGACCCUGAUCUUUGGGCUGUAACUGGAGGUAACAAGCGUGUGCCAGAGGAACUUCUGAAGCACUCUCGCGCCACAUUGCUCAGGCGUAAAGUGGAGGAAAUUGGGCUGAAUGAAGGAGGUGGUUUCGUAGUAACGUCAGUGGAAGCAGAAACGUCAGAAAAUGGUGAAACACACUCACUGAACAACAAUGUGGAUGACACAGAAAAGGAUCUGCGACCUCAAAACUAUGACCUUGUUGUGGUUGCUGCACCUUUGACAAAGGACAAAACCAGUAUUAAGUUUGUUAAUUUUACAAAGGAUUUCACAUUUCCAGGCCAUUAUCAGAAGAUAUUUUGUACGAUGGUUCAUGGUAAAUUGCGUCCAGAGAGUGUAAAACUAACAGAAGGAGAUUCAAUUGAUGAAGUUCUGAUAACAAAUACAUCGCUUUUUUUCAACUCCUUAGGCAAGCAGUCGCCAACCGAAGUAAAAUGCACAGAGCAGUAUCCAGAUGUCUGGAAAAUCUUUUCAGGGAGCUCUCUUCGGGGAGAACAUCUCAACGCCUUUUUUAAGGAGAUAGAAUCAUUCCAUGAGGUUGAGUGGCUGGCAUACCCUCAUUACGAACUGGACCAACAGCUCGGUGACUUUGAGUUGCAUCCAGGCCUCUACCAUUUAAAUGCUAUAGAGUGGGCGGGAAGUGCUAUGGAAAUGAGCAGCAUUGGUGCUAAAAACGUGGCAUUGCUAGCGCUCAAACACUGGCUGCAGGAUCCAUCAGCGGGAAAAAUGGCGGUACUGAGGGAUGAACUGUAAUUAAAGUAGUCGAGAUAGAAGUAAAAUGGAAUAGAAUUAAGAGAUGAUAAAGAGAUUGUAGGGUUAAACCAAAUUUAUUUAUGGCUGUGAUAGUAGUGCCUGGUAUUUAUAAGAAAAAUUAAGUUUAUUAUAUAUGCUGCAUUUCUUCUUAUAUAUGCUGCAUUUCUUCUUCUUUUUUUUAGAGUAUUUCUUGUUGCAUUUGUGAUGAAAUGAAACAUUGCAUUCCAAGGUUUAUAAUGUUUGAAAAUUAAACUAAUAGUUGAGAUAUUCAAAUUUCAGGUCACACACACACACAAAAAAAUAUUCUUUUUGAUGAUUCUUGUAAGACCCUCUAAUUUUUUUUUCAGCUACAUCAUGUAAAAAGCAAUAAAGCUGAAGUACCAGGUCUCUAAA